This is a messenger RNA of Fusarium falciforme, 717 nucleotides long. RefSeq lists its product as hypothetical. Gene Ontology annotation, molecular function: hydrolase activity, acting on halide bonds, in C-halide compounds. The record is from RefSeq and is a predicted model, not a curated record. NCBI's taxonomy places the organism in Eukaryota, Fungi, Ascomycota, Sordariomycetes, Hypocreales, Nectriaceae. The transcript has a single exon. Bases 1 to 717 code for a protein of 238 amino acids.
AUGGCAUCUCAGAAACCAAAGAUCAAGGCAGUCUUCUUUGACUUCAUGGGAACCUGCCUUGAUUGGCACAGCAGCGUGGUCAAAUCGCUGCCCCCCGCAAUCCCCGGCGCCGAAGCGUCCGAACUUGCUCUCGAGUGGCGGAAGCAAUACUUUGUCUACAAUGAACAGCGCGUCCAGCAAAAUCUCGAUCCUGAGGAUAUUGACAUAUCGCUCGCACAAACUUUGGAUGUCAUUAUCGACCGGUUUUCGGACUACAAGUCGGACUUCAACGCAGAUGUCAAAAAGCGACUGAUCGAAGCAUGGCACACUCAGCCAGCCUGGCCAGAAGUCAAAGAGGCUAUCCAGGUUCUUCGGGAAGAAAUGGGUCUUGAGACAUAUGUUCAUGGCAACGGCACUACUCGUCUGCAAGUUGAUCUCACUCGCUUCUCAGGGUUGAGCUUCAACAUGCUGUUCUCGAGUCAGUUGCUCGGCGUGUAUAAGCCCAACCUGGCUGCGUAUAAAAAGGUCCUUGAACUUCUGAAGCUUGAUCCAGAGGAGGUCGUCAUGGUUGCGGCCCACAUCUACGAUUUACGAGGGGCCAAACAGUGCGGGAUCAAGACAAUUUACAUCCACAGGUGGACAGACGAUGUCGACGAGGAUAUGGAGGUAAUCAAGAAAGAAGUCGACGUCUUUCUGGAAGACAUGAACAAUCUCCCGAGUGCCAUCGCGAGCAUCUAG